CACUUUUGUGGUUAACCACGUUAUCGUUCCUUUUCCUUCGACCACGUUAGCUGUGUGCUGUGUUAGUGAGCUUCGGUGAAAUUUUGUUAUAAUGGCACCUAAAGGGAACAACAUUAUCCCCAACGGACACUUCCAUAAAGAUUGGCAAAGAUUUGUUAAAACUUGGUUUAACCAACCCGCCCGAAAAAUUCGAAGACGACAAAAUCGAAUCAAAAAAGCAAAUGCCAUUGCUCCAAGGCCUGCAAAAGGGCCGUUGCGUCCUGUGGUAAGAUGUCCAACUGUACGUUACCAUAAUAAAAUCCGUGCUGGUAGAGGUUUCACUCUUCGAGAGUUGAAGACUGCAGGUAUCAAUGCACGUUUUGCUAGGACCGUUGGGAUUGCUGUUGACCAUCGUAGAAGGAAUAAGUCUCUUGAAUCAGUUCAAUUGAACGUACAGAGGUUGAAGGAAUACAAAUCGAAACUUAUUUUGUUCCCAAUUCACAACAAGAAGAAAUUGAGACAAGGAGAAGCUAACGAAGAAGAGAGGAAGGUUGCAACUCAGUUGCUCACCCAAGUGAUUCCAAUCCGUCAACCCUCUGCCAAGCUUAAGGCUAGGGUGCCAACUGAAGAAGAAAAGAAGUUCAGUGCAUAUAAUACCCUGAGGAAGGCUCGUGCAGAUGCCCGAUUGAUUGGAAUUCGUGCCAAGAGAGCUAAAGAUGCCGCAGAAAAUGAGGAUGUGACAAAGGCUGGUAAAGAUAAGAAAUCAAAGAAAUAAUGUUUCUUUUGACAAAACAUUUUGUGUAUUAAAUAUAGUAUCUCACUAAA
This is a messenger RNA of Coccinella septempunctata (seven-spotted ladybird), 804 nucleotides long. It is a transcript of the gene RpL13, whose product is annotated as 60S ribosomal protein L13. Gene Ontology annotation, molecular function: structural constituent of ribosome; RNA binding. Bases 92 to 754 code for a protein of 220 amino acids. Gene Ontology annotation, biological process: translation. The transcript has a single exon. NCBI's taxonomy places the organism in Eukaryota, Metazoa, Arthropoda, Insecta, Coleoptera, Coccinellidae. Gene Ontology annotation, cellular component: ribosome; cytosolic large ribosomal subunit. The record is from RefSeq and is a predicted model, not a curated record.